AUGGCAGACCCAAACCUCUCCUCCCUCCUAAAAUGGUCCGUCGAGCACUCCUCAGCAACCACAAACGACCCAUCGGCCCCUCCCCCCAAAUCCUCCCUCACACCCGAAGCCCUCUCCGCCCUCUUCGGCGGCCCCUCAGACGCAGACCUCAUGGUCGAAUCCAUGACAGCCAUCACCUCGCCCGAGAUCAGUCUUGACAACAAACUCAUCGCCUUCGACAACUUCGAACAACUCAUCGAGAACCUGGAUAACGCGAACAAUUUAAGUCCCCUGGGGUUGUGGACGCCGCUGCUGGCGUGUCUGGGGGACGAGAGUAGUGAGAUGCGCAUGAUGGCGGCGUGGUGUGUGGGCACGGCGGUGCAGAAUAAUGAGAAGAGCCAGGAGAGGUUGUUGGCGAUGGGUGGGGUGCCGGCAUUGGUUAAGGUGGCGGUGGAUGAGGGGGAGGAGAGUCAGACGAGGAGGAAGGCGGUUUAUGCGGUUAGUAGUGCGGUGAGGAAUUUUCAGGCUGCGAUGGAUGUGCUUGUUGAGGAGUUGAAACAGAAGGAGGAGUGGGGGGAGUUGGGGAGUGUGGAUGCGGCGGAUAUGGAUGCUGUUGAUGGGGUUAUUGGGAGGUUGAGGGAAGAGGCGAAGGGGAAGGGGAAGGGGAAGGGGGAGACGUAG
Glarea lozoyensis ATCC 20868 is the source of this 660-nucleotide messenger RNA. RefSeq names its product ARM repeat-containing protein. The coding region runs from base 1 to 660 and encodes 219 amino acids. The record is from RefSeq and is a predicted model, not a curated record. NCBI's taxonomy places the organism in Eukaryota, Fungi, Ascomycota, Leotiomycetes, Helotiales, Helotiaceae. The transcript has a single exon.